AUGCCGAUCCUAAGCGAAGAAGACUUGGAACGGUUCAGAACAAAAGUAUGCACUCUGGCAUCUUCCAUGAAGUGUGAUUUUGGUGUGGAGCGAUGCAAUUACUCUCACAACAUUUACUGGGCAAGAAGAUGCCCCUUUUACCUCAGAGAUUCUUCAAUACUUCGAUACGUACCAGCAUGCUGUCCAGAUGUCGAAUUAGGAGAAGGAACUACCGUAUUGAGAAACUCAUGUCCAAGAGGAAACAACUGUUCAUUUGCACAUUCCCUUGAGGAAGUGUACUAUCAUCCUCUGGUUUACAAAACUGAAGUGUGCAAAGACUAUAGACUAGGCAAAUGCAAAACGUACUAUUGCCACCUGGUACAUGGACUGGCUGAAAUUAGGAUACCAAAGCAGUAUGUAAUACCAAAAAAGGGAAACUUGAACAUACCAUCAUAUCCAAAUGUUACAAUGGUCGAUAAUAUUCGGUCAUUCCAUAGUGAAACUGGAAAUUUUCAUCAAAGAGACAAACUUGGGAAAGCGGAACGAAACACUUCCAAAAAUGAAAAGGAUCUAUUUGCAGGAUUGACUGACAUGAAAAUAUCGUGGCUUUCCACAGAAUGGAGGACUGACAAAAUGGACUAUGGUGUUGACGGAUUCUAUCUGCCAAACAAAAGUCAAUUUGCGGAUGGUCUAACCAACCUUUCGGACAGUUCAAGAUUUAUCACAGAUAGGGGAUACGGUAGCAACCAAAUUAGAUCAUUGUCCCUCCCUGAAUAUAAACAUGACGCAAAUUUUGAUUACAUUGGUGAUUGGCCAAGAAUGGGUUUAAUUCAUGAAAGCAAGAGCUACGCUGACACAGAGAUAAAGCCAGAUGAGGACGGUGCCGAUACGUAUGGUUUUAUGGAUACGAGCGAACUUGGUAUAUCUAACAAUUCGAAUUCGCAUUUUUCUGGAAUGAAACAAACAAAUGAAUCUCAAGAUACAGAUCAACACGCAGAUACCAUUGUUAUGCGAAACAUGAAUACAUGGACUGUAGACCAAAAUUCUAUGGUAUCCGCCGAAACAAAUUGUGGGAAUGAAAAUGAAGCAACAUUAACAUUGAAUUUUAACGAAAGAUACGAAUCAGAGAUGAUCAAAAAGUUCAAAUCCGGAGAUGGUGAAACUAGCCUGGACGGAAUGUAUAGUGCAGUUUCCAAUCAAUGUGAAAUAAUAAAGGAGAUAUGCAAAGACUCUGGAAACAAUAAAAAAACUUGGACUUUGGUGGUGAGAGAAACCGAGGUUUUGUGGAAGCUAGUUAUGGAAGUGAACAGUUUUUUGUAUGGUAAGGCAGCUGGUCGGGAAGUAGAAACAUCCUUUUCAAAAAAUAGCCAGUUUCAAUCUGAUAAAAUCGGGGAAUCUGGAUUAGAUAUAUCGUGGAACCACUGGAGCGCACUCUAUAGCGAAUUGUUGGAAAAUAUUGAAGAUGAAAAGGUAUUAACCAGCAGCAAAGUACUUGUUGAAAGUGAUCAACCUUUACCCAAAAACGAUUCAAACGAGAAAAUGAAAAAAUAA
Theileria equi strain WA is the source of this 1530-nucleotide messenger RNA. RefSeq lists its product as hypothetical. The transcript has 5 exons. Gene Ontology annotation, molecular function: metal ion binding. Lineage: Eukaryota; Apicomplexa; Aconoidasida; Piroplasmida; Theileriidae. The record is from RefSeq and is a predicted model, not a curated record. Bases 1 to 1530 code for a protein of 509 amino acids.